AUGAUGUCAUCAGGCAGUGACAGUGAUGAAGACUAUGUACCAAAAGAACCCGAGAAGCUAUCUGAAGAAGACUCAGCAGAUGAAGAAACUGAAGUACAAUAUGAAAAUGAAAUAGAGCAAAAGAGUAAAAAACGUAAAGCUGUUCCAAAAAAGUGUAAAAAGAAAAAGAAGGCUACGAAUGGUCUCCAGGAGACUGAAGACAAUGGAAAAGUUGAAAUACCUGAUGCAACAAAAGACCCUGAAGAAGAAAAGAAAAGAGAGGAAGAUCUUUGGGCUAAGUUUUUAGAGGGAACUGACACAAAACCCAAAUCUAGUAUAAAAGAUUCUCAUAGUGAAACAAAGCCUACCCAUUCUAGUGCAGAAUGUGAUAAAGGGAUACAAUUAUCAAAAAAUUCUAAUCGGGAUAUUGAAAGUGAUAAGGAAAGAGAAAGAAGAAUUUUUGAAUUUGCAGGUGAAACUAUUAUUGUGGAAAACAAUGUUAUAAAAGAAAAAAUCAAAGCAGCUGAGAGUUCACCUUCAGUAAGUAAAGAUAUUCCUUUAAGAAGUCGUGGAUCUGGUGGCUUAUCAAAUGUUUUGGGACAGUUGAAUAAAAAGAACAAGCUCUCAACACUUGAAAAAUCGAAGCUUGAUUGGAAUACAUAUAAAAAAGUGGAGGAUAUUGAAGAUGAAAUUCAAAGUCACAAUAAAGGAAAGCAAGGAUAUUUGGAGCGUCAAGAUUUCCUAGCACGCGCAGAUGUCCGUCAAUAUGAAAUUGAACGAGAUUUAAGGAUGAGCAAAAGGGGUAACCGAUAA
Parnassius apollo (apollo) is the source of this 792-nucleotide messenger RNA. Lineage: Eukaryota; Metazoa; Arthropoda; Insecta; Lepidoptera; Papilionidae. The record is from the annotation of a GenBank genome assembly.